Molecule: messenger RNA, 267 nt
Organism: Suillus paluster
Lineage: Eukaryota; Fungi; Basidiomycota; Agaricomycetes; Boletales; Suillaceae
Exons: 1
Source: RefSeq, a predicted model, not a curated record
GUAUGUCCUGCUUGUCACAAGCGCCUGAGGACAACCCAAGGACUGGCUACUCAUCUUAGUACCGCCAAGUCUUGUAGAUGGUACAAGAAAGGGAAGCUGAGGGCUUUAACCCUUCCAGGAGAAUUCGCAGUUGAUGAAGAUGUACUGAUGCGAGAAAUAAAUGAGCCUCUUACGGAUGGACUGGAAGAACAAAUGGAGGAGGAACCAGGUCAAGUUAUGGAAGACUACCAUGAUAGACUCUUCGAUCUCAUUCCAAUCGGGAACCCA